AUGUGUGGAGGUGUGUGGAGGUGCGUGAAGGUAUGUGGAAGUGUGGAGGUGUGUGGAGGAGAUGUGGAGGUAGAUGCAGGUAUGUGGAGUUGUGUGAAGGUGCGUGAAGGCAUGUGGAGGUGGCAUGGAGGCAUGGAGCUGUGUCAGGUGUACGAGCGCUACCAGGCGAGGCUGAGGCUGUCUGCCUUCCUUGGGGUGCUGGUGCUGUCCUGGCUGGCGGCGGUGGUACUGCUGGUGUUCCUCGCCCACAAUAGACAGCGGCUCUUCACCCCCGCCACCCCCGCUCACCUGGCCCCCACGACCUUCCUGCUGCUGGUCGUCACGCACACUGCCCUGCCCCUCAGACGCCCCCACGCCCGCGUCCUCGCCGCAAUCACCUCCCUCCUCCCCCUCACUUCCAAGGCUGUGGACCCCGCCCUCACCUGGAGCCUCACGCAGGUGGUGGCGUGCUGUCUGCUGGUGGGGGCCGGGCACGUGCUGGGCUGGUGGCUGGACUGGGAGGCGUCACAGGCCCACGAGAUCUCCUACGCCACAGCCAAGGAGGCGAUAGAGGCGAGGGUCAAACUGAGAUUGGACAGCUCACAGCAAGAACACCUCCUCCUGUCUGUUAUUCCCGUGUACCUGGCCUUUGAGGUGCGCAAACACUUGAUGUCACGGGCGGCGGGGGCGUGCACGCAGGCGUCCUCCCAGCAGGAGAACGCGCCGCCCAAGAGACAGUUCCAUGAUUUAUACGUUCAGCGGCACAACAACGUGAGCAUCCUGUACGCGGACAUAGUCAACUUCACGCCCCUGUCUGAACAGCUGAGCGCGUGUGACCUCGUAAGGACCCUGAAUGAUCUGUUUGGCCGCUUUGACCAGAUCGCCAAGGAGAACCAGUGUUUGCGCAUCAAGAUCCUCGGGGACUGCUACUACUGUGUCUCUGGCCUGCCCGUGUCCCGCCCCAACCACGCCAUCAACUGCGUCAAGAUGGGCCUGGAGAUGAUCAGAACCAUCAGGAAGGUGAGGGAGGCUGUGGGGUUCAACGUGGACAUGCGCAUAGGGAUCCACACUGGCAACGUGCUGUGUGGAGUGCUGGGGCUGCGGAAGUACCAGUAUGACGUGUGGAGUGAUGACGUGACUCUCGCCAACCACAUGGAAGCAGGUGGAUGUGCCCGGGUGAGUGUGUGGAUGUGUGGACGCGUCCACAUCACGCAGGCGACGCUGAAUCGACUGGACAACCGCUUUGAGGUGGAGCCAGGCAACGGGCACCUGCGUGACGCUUACCUGGCCGACCAUAAAGUAGAGACCUUCCUCAUUGUGCCCAAGGAUAACGAUACAGGCUUCGGCAACGGCGGCAGGAACCUGAGUGUUAAGAGGGGCAGCAGUAACGCCGCAGAGGCCCCGAGCAGCGCCCUCAACAACGGGAACAACAAUGGCACUGCGAACCCGGAGGAGGGACAGAGGCCAGGACAGAGGAAGAUCACGAAAUACCAGGAGUGUUGGGGAGCGGACACGCCCUUCGCCUCCCUCGCUGAACGGGGCAUGCAGAAGAACAUAUAUAUCACUAGUGUGGCCACAAUUCAGUCGAGUUUGCUUCCUCCUGGUCCUGUACUGAAAGACUGCAGGUGGUGGUGGGAGGAUGGGUGGUGGGGGCUGCAGAAGGAGAAGGAGUACCGGCGACGCCCACACUCCACCCACCACCACGCCCUUGCUGCCGCCGCUGCCAUCACAAUGCUGGAAGCCGCCAUUGUUGCCUCAGCGCUGCCUGCGGGGUCGUGGGUGGCGUGGGCCUGGGUGGGCACAGGCGUGGCGGUGGCGGCGGGCGUGGGCCAGUGGGCGUGGUGGGGCGGGCGGCGCGUGGUGACCGAGUCCUGGGCGGCGCGGGUGGUGUCGGCGGCGGUGAUGGUGGUGGUCAGUCUGGUGGUGGCCCUCACAUGGAUGCUGAUGCCAGGUGAAUGGACUAGCCCGCUGCAGCCAUACGAGGAGCCAGCCAAUGAGAACACGACCCUGCCCAUCCUCGCCCUGCCCCUCGCCCAAUCACUGGAGGAGAACGCUGAGGUAUGGGCGUGGGCGGGGCUGGUGUCGGUGGGCGUGGUGGCAGCGUUCCCCCUGGUGGGUUCUUGGACCAAGGUGGGCGUGAUGGUGGGCGUGGCGGCAACUCACGCAGUCCUCGUUCUGAACCGCCCACACACCCACUUUCUCGUUGCCUUCUUCAGACACGAUUACAACAGACUGCCGGGCGUGGACUGGUGGGUGGUGGCGGGCGUGCAGGUGGCGGGGCUGGUGGGCAUUCUGAGCGUGCUGGGCGGGCAGAGUGACUUCCGUGCCCGUAAGCAUCACAUGUGGAAGGCGAUGGUGGCGACGGAGCAGCAGGAGGUGGAGACGAACCGGGGCAUCAAUAAACUGCUGCUGGAGAAUAUACUGCCCGCCCACCUGGCUGACCGCUUCCUCAUGUCCUCGCAGGCAAGACAGGAGCUGUACCACGAGCGAUACAGCAACGUGGGUGUCAUGUUCGCCUCCAUCCCCAACUACAAAGAGUUCUACGACGAGACAGACGUGAACAAGCAAGGCCUGGAGUGCAUCAGACUGCUUAAUGAGAUUAUAUGCGACUAUGACAAGCUGCUGGAGAAGAACAAGUUUAGUCAGGUGGAGAAGAUCAAGACGAUUGGCAGCACUUACAUGGUGGCUUCUGGUCUGCACCCCGGCAAAGAAGCGCAGGACCGCACCCAGCACUGCAUCGUUCUGCUGGUGGAGUUUGCCCUUGCUCUCGCCGCCGUGUUGGACGCCAUCAACAGGGAAAGCUUCCAGAACUUCAAGCUGAGAGUGGGCCUGGCGCACGGCCCUGUCAUCGCGGGAGUGGUGGGAGCAGAGAAGCCGCAGUAUGACAUUUGGGGCAACACAGUCAACGUGGCCUCUAGAAUGGACUCCACGGGUCUCAUGGGGCGCAUACAGGUAACCCAGGAGACAGCAGCCAUCCUUCAGAGGGCGGGGUGGGUGUGUGAGUGCCGCGGACCCACGCCCAUUAAAGGCAAGGGCACGCUCAUCACAUACUUCGUGUACACGCCUUACGACCCGCCCUCCUCCUUCUCCGCCUACACCAGGCCAGAGGACGGUGCGUUACUUCGCUUACCAUUCGCCCAAAGCGUCCAGACGGAGCCACAGACGCAGGGACCCGUGGCGCCGUCUGCUAACUCCCCACAGCGCCCUCCCCAGGUUAACGUAGCGGCCUCUUGUGGUGAAGCGAGCAAGCCUGGGGUGCCCCGCGAGGUAGUGGUGCCUAAGAAGGUUGUGGUGAGCGCGAGAGACUCCUCAGUGGUCAGCAAAGUGGUGACAGAGGGUGUGGUUAUGCCUACUGUUGGCCCUCUCUCUUCAUCCACCACCACCUCCACCUCCAGGGGUCAGGAUGGAGGGAGUGCGAGGGAGAGGGAGAGGAGGGACGGGAAAGGUGCACAGGUGGAUGCAGGGGAAGAGGGAAGGAACAAAAGUGAAUCACUGCCACUUCUUCCUCUUCAUUCUCAGCCUCCUGUACAUCCUUCUCGUCUUCCCUCCCCUCCUUCCCUCCCCACGUCCUCCUCCUCCCCACAAGUCUCCCUCUUCUCCAGCUCAUCUCCUCCUCCUCCUCCCCCGCCUGGAUGGAGGGAAGGGGAGGCGGAGGAAAGCAAGAGGUGGAGAAAGAGUGACACUGAGGAACAGGAAACACAAACUCAAAAAACGAAUGAAAGACAGGAGGAAGGAGGAGAAAGAGGAAGAAGAGAAGAUAAAGGAGAACAAAAAUUCAUUUCCUCGUGUGUUUUACCUCCCCAGUCAUGUAGUGUUGGUGUGAGUGACUCGCUAAGGACAUGCAAUGCGGUAGAAAGUAAUCCAAAGCAAGACGGGGCACAUUUAGAUAAGUCGUCCAUCACAGCCAGCUUAAGAGAAAACGGUCUCGCCUCGAAUCUUCAAGAUAAACUCAACCAAACUCACCCUCCUCCCUUACCCUCAAACAAAGACCUGAACAAAGACCCGUACGAGGAAAGGAAGGUAUUAGAGGAGGAGAGAAGCAGCACAUGUCUUCCUAACACAUCCUCCUCCACCAUAACAAAGAGAGACAGUGACCCAAAGGAGACGGUAGUGAGAUAUGUGAGAGAAACAGACAGUACCUCUACGAGGACUGUACAGCCUCGUCUUCAGAACAGUGACGGGGUGAGGGGGGCGGAUAGAGUGAGUGAGGGGGUGAGGGGAAGUGUGAAAACAUCUCCAAGCAUGAGGAAGGAGUACAAGUCUGUUCAUUUCACCUCCAGCGGGCUAAUAAGGAAGAAAAAUCAGGUGUUUGUGUGAGGAUGAAAAAUUAAAAUGAUAACGUAAUGAUAUGUUUCUGUGAGUGAGUGAGUGAGAGAGCAAAAGGAGAAUGAAUAGCACUAGAUAUUGUUUAUGUGAAUGAAAGAGUGAGUGAGUGUGCAAAAUUAUCAAUACUUCACGUUAUGUCUCCGUAUAGUGUUCUUGUACGCUAUAUACUGUUUGUCAAAGAGUAUUAGGUUAAAAAGUUAUAAUAUUAUGAGAUAUUAGUAAAAUCACAUGUUGGCUGGGUGGAUGAAAAAAAAUAUAAAUGAAUAGUAAUGUUCUGUUUGUGUAUAACAUUCGUGUGUGACUGACAGAAGGAAGUAUUAGAAGAUAAAGUGAUAUUAGGAGGAAGAUUAGGUCAUAGGUUGAUUUAAUAAUAAGUGACACACACCAUAAGGAAACAAAGGAAAGGUGGGGAAAUACGAGUACAUCGGUAUAAGUACGUUGUGUAUAUAGUUGGUGCAUUAGUGGUAGAAACAUAAGGGCAGGAGUGAGGCGCAGACAAUCACAACAGAGUAGAAACAAAAGAAAAACUACGUAGGUUUUCAUACGAGGGACCAAAAUGUGUAAAGUGAACGAUGGAAAGAUUUUGAAACACAAUAAUAAUGAUAAUAAUAAUAAUAUAAUAAUAAUAAUACUUGGUUAGAAAGUGAGAAGUAAAAAAAUAAUCUUGCAGUCAGUUUUAGUAAGGUAAUAAAGAAGAAAAUUAUUAGAAUAAGGUCGCAUUAUAAGUGAGAAUAUUGAAGAAAUUGUAUACGUAUUUUGAUACGUAUAAAGAGAGAGAGAGAGAGAGAGAGAGAGAGAGAGAGAGAGAGAGAGAGAGAGAGAGAAAUACAUUGAAACAAGUUGUAUUUUUGGUGCAAACUUCGAAUGAAAAUCUUGAGAUAGUUCUAGUUAUUAUUAUUAUCAUUAUUAUUAUUAUUAUUAUUAUUAUUAUUAUUGUUAUUGUUAUGGCAUGAUCUAUAUGAUUUAUUUGCUUUCCAUUACUUUUUUUUUCUAUUCCCUGUGAUUGUGAAGUUAAUCCUCUACAGCAAUACUUUUUAAUACAUUGUUAUGGCCGUGACGUCUGUCUGUCUGUCUGUCUGUCUUUACUAUGUUUAAAUACUUACAUAUCAAUCAUUCUCUCUCUCUCUCUCUCUCUCUCUCUCUCUCUCUCUCUCUCUCUCUCUCUCUCUCUCUCUCUCUGUAAUCUUUUUUAUCCAAUUACAUUUAUCAUUUAGUCUUUUUUUCAUUUCUUUGCUUUUUCAUUUUGUUUAUAUGAUUGUCGUCAGUCAGUCUGUCAGUUUCCGCAUCUACCAGUCGUGAAAUGUGUCGUAAUAUAUCUUUGUGCCUAUUUCUCUAUAUUUAUUUAUCUACCUGUACAUCUUUCUGUAUAUCUAUUUUUUUUUUUCAUUUUCUUUAAAAUAAUUCAAAUAAUUCAGUUUAUUUAUUUCUCCAUCUAUCUAUCAAUUUGUGUAUCUAUUUACAAUUAUCUAUCUGCAUUUAUCUAUCUAUCUAUCUAGCUAGCUUUAUUCAACAUUCAGGCAUUUGUUAGUUUAUAUAAAGUUCCUCAGAAUAUCCUUUUAUUGACAGAAAUACGUGUGUGUGUGUGUGUGUGUGUGUGUCGGGGACUCGCGUGACGUCACACUUCCGCCUCGGGCAAGCAAACCGCUGCUUGUGACUCGUUCUCUCUAGUUUGAAACACCGAAGCUGUAUAAUAGACACUUGUACAUAGACAUAUUAUUUUCCGUAUCCAGCGUAACGAAAGAGUAAAGGAUACCCUAAGAUAAAUAUAUAUAUAAUUUACUGUACUAAUUUUGUAAGUAAGGAAAAUUAGGUAUACGUGUGUUGAGGUGAUAGGAAAUAAAAAAAAGUAUUGAUGUAGAUAAGAUAGCGAAAGUGACUAUAUAUAUACAUACUAUACAGUGUUAACUAUAGGUUUUGUGAAUAGGUUUGCUUCCUUCCUUCCUUCCUUCUUGCCUUCGUUCCUUUCCUCCUGCUUGGGAAGUGAUUCGUAACUGUUUUCGAAGCAUGAGGGUGAGACAUGUUUCAAAGCUCUCAAACUAUCUCUCCCUUCUUUUCCUUACUUCCUUUCCCUUCACUUCCUUUAUUCAUUCGUUCCUUCCUUCUUGUUGGCUAAUAAAUCAUUUGUAAUUGUCUUCGAAUUACAAGAAUAAGACGAAUUUUGAUGUUUCGAAGCUUCAAACUGAUUUUCCAAUUUUUUCCUUCGGUUUUCCUCCCUUCCCUUAUUCUUUCCUUCCUUUCUUUCUUUCUCUUAGUAAAGGAUUCGUAACUGUCUUGGAAUCUUGAGGAUAAGACGAGGUUCAAAUAUUUCAAAGCUUCGAACUUCUUUCCGUUCUCUCCUUCUUAUCCUUUCCUUUCCUUGCCCCAAAGAUCACCACACAUACAUUUGCAUUCCUACAGUGUAAAAAUACGAAGAGAUGUAUAACUUAGUGCAGUGUUGGUGGCCAUUCAGUGUGUGUGCGUGUGUGUGUGUGUGUGUGUUCAUUGUUGUUAUCGCCUAGCAAAUAAAAUCAAUAAUAUAACAUUUUAAACUAGAUAUGAUAAAACUGCAUAAUAUUAUGAUCCGUUGGUGCUUAAAGAGAGAGAGAGAGAGAGAGAGAGAGAGAGAGAGAGAGAGAGAGAGAGAGAGAGAGAGAGAGAGAGAGAGAGAGAGAGAGAGAGAGAGAGAGAGAGAGAGUUUGUGCGUUUUCCAGUUAUUUUUAUUUGAUCUCCAACAUUUUAACACAUAUAAAAAUAUUAUAAUUAGACAUACAUUUUCUUUUCUCCUGUUAGAAAAAAAAAGUUAAAUAAGCAGUAGGCUCGUAGUAGACGUAAGGCUGUAAAAUAAUAUAAGAAAAUUGUCAAGUGAGAUUUUCUUUUGUAAGUGAGAGGCAGAUGAGAAAUAAAUAUAUAUAUAUGAAAAAAAA
Molecule: messenger RNA, 7208 nt
Organism: Scylla paramamosain (green mud crab)
Lineage: Eukaryota; Metazoa; Arthropoda; Malacostraca; Decapoda; Portunidae
Product: adenylate cyclase type 2-like
Exons: 21
Coding region: 1-4296 (1431 amino acids)
Biological process (GO): intracellular signal transduction; adenylate cyclase-inhibiting G protein-coupled receptor signaling pathway; adenylate cyclase-activating G protein-coupled receptor signaling pathway
Cellular component (GO): plasma membrane
Molecular function (GO): adenylate cyclase activity
Source: RefSeq, a predicted model, not a curated record